AAUCCCAGUUAAUUCGCCUAUUUAAGAGCAAGUUACGACUCGCAAAGCCGUGUCUUCUUCUCCAUACCUUGCCUUUCUCGCCAGUGCCGGAGAUUUUUUUGCCUCUUGCCAUCGGCUCUGGCCUCCGAGCUCGAAAAAAGAAUACUUUGGUGGAGUGGAACCGAGAAACCUAGUGAGGGGUCAAGGAGUCGGGGAGAUGGCGGAGGAAUUACCCGACGGUGUUGGUGCGGGAAACCCGGGCGUAGAAGGCGGCGGCGGCGAACCAGGGCAGCCAGCUACGGCAAGAACUCUCAAGGGGAAAUCCUGCAAGGGAUGUCUGUACUAUUCUUCGCUCCUCAAAUCUGGCUCACGUAAUCCCGUCUGCGUUGGGAUUAGCCGGACUCUUCCAACAGAUAUUUCAAUCUAUAACGGGCUGAAAUACGAACCUCGAACAAGACUACCUCAAAGCCCGAAAAAGAUAUCACCUUUAUUCAUUAUGGGGGAGUCUGAAAUGAAAGCUACACAAGAUGGGCACGAUCUGUCAGAUUUCAAGUAUGCCUGCAUUGGUUAUUCCAUUUUCGUGGAUAACAAUGAUAAGCAAGAGCACCGAGCACAGUUGCCAUUUUGUGCUGGCAUUGAGCUAUUAGUGGAGAAAAGAGUGUCAACCUCUGAUCAUGUUGCUGCACCAGUUCAAAAGGAAGAUGCUACCGCCCGAUUCCCAUUACAACCACACCAACCAGGUCAAUCUUCGGCAGAACUUCUCAGCAGGUUUAGAAGGAAUGCUGGAGUGGUAGCUUCAGGUGUGGCUAAGAACCUGAACAAAGUGGGAAAUUACAUAAAGGAUAAUAUUGAUGAUAUAUUUUACCCUUUCCGCAAGCCACCCAAGUAGCAAAGCCACAAGUCCAACAUCGAGCAAGAGACCAAAGAGAGCAAGCCACCCAAGUAGCAAAGCCACAAGUCCAACGUCGAGCAAGAGAUCAAAGAGGGCAAGCCACCACCCAAGUAGCAAAGCCACAAGUCCAACGUCGAGCAAGAGAUCAAAGAGGGCAAGUAGCAAAGCCACAAGUCGAACAUCGAGCAAGAGAUAAAAAGAGGACUGCAGCACAUUACUGUGUGAAUAUUGCUAGUUUAAAAUUACAACCUUAGAUUUGUCCAAAUGCUAAGAACAAUUGUAGCUCGAGUACUCGAAUCGUCAUUUGCCUUCAAAAUUUUAUUAUUUGUAGUCAGUAACUAUCCAAAACACGAAGAGAUUUAUCGGUGAUUCUAUUCUGCUUGACGAAGGGAUCACUUUCGUCGAAUGUACUUAACAUCAAGGAUUUUAACAUAUGUUGAUUGGUAUUUGUUAUUCUAAUUAUCAAAUAUUUUUUAUAUUUUUAUUAUA
This is a messenger RNA of Musa acuminata AAA Group (dessert banana), 1360 nucleotides long. RefSeq lists its product as uncharacterized. NCBI's taxonomy places the organism in Eukaryota, Viridiplantae, Streptophyta, Magnoliopsida, Zingiberales, Musaceae. The record is from RefSeq and is a predicted model, not a curated record. The transcript has 6 exons. The coding region runs from base 197 to 868 and encodes 223 amino acids.